AUGAAGACGGUGUUCACUCUUGCCGUGUUUGCGCUAGUCGAAACUUUAUCGAGAGAGAGAACACAUCAGAGACAUCUGGCGUUGUGUAUCACAACUAUUGCGCGUCGUCAUUUCGACCUUGAUCGGACUUUGCUAGUGUCUAGUUCAGGAAGCGGUGACGGGCUGUUGGACAUCGUAAUGGAAAAUCUUCAGAACAUCGAAUUGUGGCCUCUACGCGUGUCUCGCACGGAUAGUGUGACCCUAGCGCCCUACGAGAAACACCACGACAAGAUCGGAAGUUACGUAAUUUUAACUGGAGGACCGGAAGACAUAGAAAAACAGGUAGACAAGAUAACAGAUAGUGUUUUGUGGGGGGAUGAAGCUCGCUUUCUUGUGGUGGUGACCAAGUGCGAGGCUAUACCUCAUCUGCUGGCUCUGAAUCUCCUGAGGGAACUCUGGGAUAACACCAAGGCCCUAAAUGUUCUGGUGGCGGUUUACGAAAACUCUGUGCUUCAUUUGUACACUUCGUUUCCCUACCAGUCUGAUAAAAGCUGCGAAAUCAUCACAGAUGCUGUUCUUCUAAGCAAAUGGGACACGCAAAGCGACACAAAGCUCGGUAACAAUGGAACACUGUUUCCAGACAAAUAUCCGAGACAUUUCCACGGAUGUCGUAUUGACAUAUCCAUACCGCAUUCGAAAAUCGCAGAAAAGACGUACAUAUCCGAAACUGCUAAAAGAUUAAACAUAACAGUCAAUUACAUUUCUGGUCGACCAAAUGACAUGUCUCUCUACGAUCGAAUCCGUUCGUCGAUUAGCGAAGUGCUACUUGGUUCGUCCGAAAUAACUGUUGGAGGAAUCCCGCUCAUUAAAGACAUCGCUGAUAUUUUAGAUCCUUCAUUUUCGUACCACGAAACAAAAUACACUUGGUACGUUCCAUGUGCCCGACCCUUGCCUCGUCUUUAUAGUAUUUCUCGGAUAUUCUCUGCGUCUGUAUGGGCGGUCGUGGUCGUGGUAAUUUUUGCUGUCUCUGUCAUAAUUUGGUGUUUGGCAAAUCGAUCUCUGGAAACCUCCACUUACACCAGCAUCUCCAACGAUCUGUACAACGUCUGGGCCAUAGCUAUGGGGGUGUGUGUCACAGAGAUGCCACGUACAUGCCCGCUGAGAUUGAUAAUUUUCUCCUGGAUGUGUUACUGCUUCGCUAUCAACGCUGUUUUCCAGACUUUCUUCACCAGUUACCUUGUCGAUCCCGGUUAUGAUAAACAGAUCAGAACUUUAGAAGAACUUAUCGAUUCAGGUUUGAAAUUUGGAUUUAGACCCGAGUUUGAUGUGUAUUACCAAAACUCGAACUAUGAAAUUCAUAAAGAACUCAUGAGUCGAAAAGAGCACUGUGAUCCACCUUCUUUUUGCGUACAACGCAUAAUCGAUACUAGGGGUUACGCUACGCUAGCAGAAUCAUAUUCUAUAGAGAAUUAUCUUAAUACUGUAAACAACAGUAACUACGUAUGUACUAUGAACGACCUGGAGGCUUAUCCUGUAAAAAUUGUCGCCUACUUCUCGAAAGGAAGCAUCUUUCUUCGUGCAUUCAAUAAAGCUCUCGUUUCAAGUGUUGAGGCAGGUCUGGCAACCAAGGCAGUCAAGAAAAAGGUUUCUUCUACUGUCAGUAAUGCCGUGGACAAUUUCUUCGUAUUUACAGUUUCUCACCUCUCGAUUGCAUUCUAUUUGCUGCUACUGGGACACAGUGUGUCCAUUGUUUCGUUUUUCUUUGAGGUUAUUUACAAAAAACGUGCUGAAUCCUGAACAUUUCUUCAUUUUUAAUGUUGGGUGUGAUUAAAUUUCACUUUGUAAAAUGGGGCAUAUCUGUCACCACAACUUGUUUUUUUGGAAAAAUGAUAAUCAGAUUAUGAUUAUCCACUUUCUGUAUUGCACAAUGGUAAUUGCCUAUGACGAAAUUUAAGGCAUAGAUAUGCACCUGUAACUUGUGUUCACAGCCAGAAUGCACUAUGGUAAGUCUUUGACCAUUUGAGUCUGAUAGUCAUCAGGCCAACAAAAUGAGAAUGUGUUGCAUCCAUACUCCAGGAUUUAUUCGUGUUUCUUAUUCCUUUAGUACGUGGGUCUGCACUCUGAAACAACAAUCUUCUGAAGUCCCCAAGGCCGAUGCAACAUUUCGUAACUUGUUUACUUUUUUAUGGCGAGGAGUUGUUAGUCCUGCUAGCAUACUAUUUUUCAUCUAGACGUAAAUGUAGCUUUAAUCUCUGUCUCAAGUCCUCUCUUCAUAGUUUUAAGUGUGGCAUAAUGCAGUUCAUGGUACCACGGAUUUCAGUCACUUUUGUUCACUGGAGCUGCAUCGUCACCCAGACAACAGUCCUUGGAUGAACGAGCCCACCAAUUUCGCAAUUCACUGUUCGCGUCUCCCCAUUGACUACAAACAGGGCUUCAUUGGCUGGUGUGACCAUAUAGUGUCCGAACACUCCAGAGGCUGCAAUGGGUCGGUUCGGUGUGUCCCACUGAGCGAGGGUAGGGGGCAUGGCUUUGCCCACACCUGUGAUCAUCUCAACUUUCCCUGCAGAAAAACAGUGAAAGCAUCUCUUGACGGAAGAAAGUGCAAUGAUUAUUCAUCACCACAAUACACCAAAGAAAACAAAAGGAACCUAAACUAAAAUACAGAUUUCAUGCAAUGCCAAAUGCA
Messenger RNA from Zootermopsis nevadensis, 2665 nucleotides. Lineage: Eukaryota; Metazoa; Arthropoda; Insecta; Blattodea; Termopsidae. The record is from RefSeq and is a predicted model, not a curated record.